GGGCACUUGUCUUCGGAGGUCGUUUUUCCUUGAUGUCAUUAACCUAGCAGACACAGCAAGCACGAAAGCAGCUUGACAUGCGGGUGCGGCUGUGCCGUCAAUGAUACUGAAACGUUCGAGGAUGUAGAUUCUCCUGUAGAAAAAAUUUUUCUUUACUUAGUGAAAUUAUCAGAAAAAGGAAAAGCACAACACACAAACCAUGUCCAGCGAGGUGUUGGAGCACGAACGCCGGUCCUCACGACGCGAGGAGGAACUCCCGCCGGAAACUGGAGACGGUCUAUCAAGGACAAAAAUCCCCCCUCCCCAUAUCAAAACAAAGUUCCUGAUGCUGAAUUCGCGUACUUACACAAUUGCGCUCUGUCUUGCUGUAAGGUAUUGCGGCCAGAUCCUCCGCCUAGAUAGUGGCGUCUGGGUCUAGUUGUUUAGCACGGCAAACGGCUGCCCUCCAACUGGCCCAACAGCAUGCCAAAUCCCUUCCAUAAUGGAGGGGAACCCUCUGCGCUUGUCUUCUUGCAAGACAAACCUGAUUUGUGGGAUUUGUGAACACAAAUCAGCAACGCAAAUUUUCGGAAAUAACCCACCUUUUCAAUAAAUGGGGAGGGGAAAUUUUUCUUUCCAAUACGGUGAACUUCUUCCUUCCUGCCACGAGUGGCGAGAGAUCCGGCACGAGGCGAGCAACCGUACGUACUACUGGAACGUCCGCAAUAACGUCACCGACUGGGUGAAUCCAAGUACGAAACCUGCGCCCAGGUCGGUGCCCUUGCCGGAAGGGUGGAUGGCAUCUGGUCCACUCGCUGCAGGAGGCAACGGUGGAGUGAUAAGCAGAGCAAGCAGCUCCUCAUCGCUUCUAUCCUCCAGCUCCUCGUCUAGUUCUUCCCACAGCAGCGUUGGGGCGCGGACGGAGACAAAAACCGCCUACGUGUUCAACAACCUCUGUCAACAAAGUGAGAAGCCCUUCCGCCUCGAAAACGGCUGGACCUACGCCUGGUCGCCGAACACACACAGUUUGUACUACCAGCGAAUCGCCGCCAUCGAGGAACCGGCUACUGUGAGGAAAAAUCCCCCCUCCCCAUACCAAAAGGAGGCACCACUGAAAAUUUGUGAUGCUGAUUUGUGACCACAAAUCGUCCAUGUAUUGCAAGAGGGCAAAGACAGAGAAUCAGGCGCGUUUGGCAGGCACUUUGUAAUGCUAUAUCGCCUACAGACGAUGCGCCUGCCUUGCUAGGCGCCUACAGCAAAACGCCCCUGCUCAGGCACUGCAUCUGCCUGCAGUCCUCUACUGCUAGACAGAUUGGAUUUGUGUACACAAAUCCCGCAUCACAGAUUUCCGUUUUGAUAUGGGGAGGGGGCAUUUUUCACUUUGAUACCGGCGCCAUACGACUUCGAAGCUUCGAAAAUGAAAGCUGGAGCAGCGAAGUUGCACGGUGCGGUCGCCUAUCCCCUGCAAAACUAGUAUCGCAAUUGUAAUAAUCAUAAAUGCCAGUGGUCUAGCAUGCCAGAUCUCCUGCUUUUUUUCCUUAAUCUUCAUGAAAAUUUUGGCUUUCUUAUUCUUCCUAAGAAAAUUUUUGCCCAUGCGAUUUGUAGAACGUACGAUAUCGAUACUUUUCCAUUGUAUACGGUCGCGGGGUCGGCAUCUUCACACCAAGACAACUCGGCAAAAUCGACAAAAACCUGCUCGGUAAAUUCUGCAACGGAAUAUGGAUUUUUGCAAUACACGUAUAGGUCUCCUGGUGGAAGAUUCAGAUUGCAUAUUUGUCACCUUGUUUCACUUGACAUGCAUGGCUGAUGUAGCGGUUGUGAUACAUAUCCACGAAUUUGCGAUCUUUUUUGUUGCAUGCAAAAAUAGCAAAUACCGAGCACGUAGCGGCUCUAAAACUUGUGAUGCUUGGCUGUGGAUUGCAGAGAAGCAGGAAAGUGACUAUCCUUCAACACGAUCUAGUUCGUACUACAUCCAACUUUCCAGAGCCAGUAGACAUAUUUGCACUUGAUACACAUACGGGAGCCGGCGGAGCAACAACAAGAUCCGGUGCCACAGAAGACCUUCGCGAGCAUCUAUCACGUCAAGAAACGUCCCCGCCUGCCCAACGUUCUCAUGCAGAAUGGCAUCUAGUGCGCAUCCCCAUUACAAACGAUAUUUGUAGUCGUGUUUUGAAGAUGGCCUUUGUAAUGCUACAAAGUCGAAGAGGAUAAGCGGAGGGCCUUAUUGUCAUGUGGCUGCCCUUGCAAAGAACGAGAACCUGAUUUACACUACAGACUGCAACAGGUCACGCGUGACUCGUCCCAAAACUUCCAGGUUUGUGCUGCAAGUAGAGCGUUGUUCUCAUCUUGACGCAGGGGUCGAGGUGGGGACGUUGCUUUUACAUAGGAUAGCGUCAGCGCCAGAGCCAGCCAUUGCCAAAGUUACGGUGUCAUCCGUGGCGCUCGAUCGUCGACGAGAAGAGCGGGAUAUCAAAUGCGAAAAUGUCUGGGUCUGGAAGAAUGCAAGAUUUGUCAUGCAUAUUUCUCAUGACCCAUGAUGCCUGUAUUGCAUGACCUAGCAUCGCAGACUUUUAGAGGGCUUCCCGAUGCACUUUCCGCAUGAGAAAUGCCCUGUCCGUGUAGCACAAAGGGCGCCUCUCUGGCUGGGCAUGCAAUACAAAUUUUUUAGUGUCUAAAAACAGCAUGACAAGUUCCAUUCUUCCAGACCCAUACAUUUUUACGAUUUGAUGCGGGAAGGUGUAUUACUGGCACUCCGCGACGAAGAAAACGCAGUGGAAUCCGCCCGUGCCAGAGGGACCGCGGAUCCUCGCUUCCUCCUCCUCCUCCUCCCCGGAUGGAAGCACGAUAUGGAUUGCAAAUAUGUCAUCUGGGUCUGGAACACUGCACCUUGUCAUGCUAACUCUGGACCGUGCAAACAAACAUCUGUGUUGUAUGACGAUAAAGAUAUGCCAAAAGUUGCUACCUAUUUUUGAGCAAGUUGGAAGACAAUGUCUCGCGCAGGACACCAAGCAUGACGAAGCCAAAGCCCUCACAUCAGAGUCUGUCUUGCAAGGCUUCGAAUUUUAGACCUCAUCAUGGGGCAUGGGAAACCUGCAUGACAAACCUACGACCGACUUUCCAACGGACCCAGACAUAACAUUUGCCCUGCAUACACGAGCAGCGUCGACACCGAUUCUACCCACUCGUGUGAAAUUCCAGAUCAAGGCCAAAAUGAUUCUUCUCAUCCGGACCAAAUUUUCGGCGAGGAAAUCCUGCCCGGCAACUGGAGGAGAGAGCAAGUGUACGUGAAAGGCCGCGGUUUGGAAUAUGGGACUCUCAAACGUGACAUUCUCAACUGUUACACGAUUUGCGAGUGCAAGAAUAGCUGCAAAAGGGAAUAAUAAAGCGAUACCUUGCGCGUCCUACAUUACAGAUAAUUUUUUGGCGCAGAUUUUCAGGCUGCUCAGCGCUUCGGAAAUUUGUCGCGCCGAGUAGCUUGAUCAUGUAGAAGAAGAUGCGAGGGGUAAUUUCGUAUAGCAAAUCAUGUUGGAGCAGCCGAGAAGAUAACGCUUGAGAAUCCCAUAUGGAAACCUACUACGUGCUGAAAAAUUCGUGCUACCAGAAGGAGCGUCCCAUGCCGUUGCUGAAGCUAUGAAUUGCAAAAGGAAAAGCAUCGUACUAGGAAAAAUUGCAUCACAAAUUUUGUCAUGCAUGAUAUUUGCAAUUACUUAGUACGAGCACGAUACUUUUGCACAGGAUAGAAGCCGUGGACCUACGAAUUCGACAGCGCCAAACAGAUAUGACGGGCAAAUUUGUCUGGGUCUGGAAAGAAAAAAAUGCCGCUUGUCAUGUGAGAUCUCCACGAUAACUAAAAAUCUGCUUUGAUGCAUUUGCUUGCACGCCAAAACAAAAACUUUCCAGCUUCUUGCUUCUAAGCAGACGGCGAAUGUGCUUAGUCCUCUGAAUCUCAUGUGGAAUAUGCAUAAGGAAGGUCUAGGUCUCGCAAAAUCUGUGAUGCUUCUUCUGUGUGCAUUCCAGACAAAAAUCAUGACAAUGCCCGUGGUCCUGCUCCGCAAGAUGAUGCAUGUCAUUCUUCUCGCAGUCUUCCAGACAUAUUUGCAAUGCACAGCAGACAAUUUUCUACCAGCAAGUCGUCCGACGCUACUGGCCCGUGCCUCUGCACAGGGAAGACCUGCAGCUCGCUGCGAGCGAGGGCACGAGUGACGAUCCGAAUAAAAGUAUUUUAAGGAAAAACGUCCCCACCCCAUAGUCAAGUUGGUAAAUCAGUAAAGCACAAAUCUCGAAGUUUUAUUGGCACCUAUGCGUGAUGAUUUUCUAAUCUGCAUCUUAUUUUGCACUGCUCGUUAGCAAAUACAGCCGCAUCACAAAGACGCCUCCUUGUCCUUCUGGUUACAGGAUUACCAAUCCCAGAACAUGACUAGAAAUUCCUCUCAUCCAGUUGUGCUUGUGCGUUACAGAUGAAUGCUUCUGCGGAUGGAAAUGAAACAUGACAACUGGUGUGGGCUGCUGCGGACAUUUUUCAUUCGGACAAAAAGUGUUGCGGACGAUGUGGAAAGCGGGCUCGGUCUUGUUGACCGACUACCUCAAGCGGCUUCUACAACCGCCAACCUCGAUCUGAUGCCCACAACUCCUGCAAGUAGUUCUUACGGUGAAGGGGCACUUGUGCUAGUCGAGGAUAUUAUCGACGAGGAUGAAGCGCCGUUUUCGUCGCGGGCGCAGCACGGGCCUAAGCAUUGCAAAAGUAUAAUCGCGCCAGCAAUACUUGCACAACGAGGACAUCUUCACAAUCACAGCGCCGUUGUGUUACAAAUGAAAUAGAAAAUUGUGUUUGUCAUGCUCAUCUAGCUUGGGAAGGAAGUCGAUUUUUGUCAUGCAUAGACUGCAUCUGCAACUAUUACAACGAGCGCAAUACUUUAACUUUUGCAAAGGAUAUGGCCGAAAAAAGAGAAAAAGACGGAGGUGAGCAAGGAUCCUGUGGUCCGGGGCGAUGCCGUAGCCGCGGCUGGCGACCAAGGAGAAGCUGAAGGAAAAGCAGUGGGCGACACAGCUCAUCUGCAGCGGUAUGCACUGCAAAUCAUAAUCAACAUGUUCUCUGGGUCUGGAAGGAUGCAACUUUGUCAUGCUUGUCCCACAUCAUGACUGCUCGUCUUGAAGCGUCCGCACCGCGUGAAGAGCAGGAAAAAACAUCAAGCCUGCUUCCUGUCGUUGAAAAAUAUACUUUGAUGCCAUGCGGAAUACUGGAAGCGAGAUACACAUACAAGGGAGCCCAGAAACUCGUCAUGUGUGGCUGCCUAUUGGUAUUGCAAUGCGUCGUCUACCGUAGUCCUUCACAAACUAGCAUCACAACUUUCCAGGCCCCGACACGUAAGUAUUUGCAACGGAUAAGCGGGCCGAUCAAGCAAGGGCUGAAGGAAACGGCGCCACCAGCACCGUGAAUGAUCCAAAAGGAAUCCUUACCGACGACGGGGGUCGAUCUGCAACACAACCUGGUGAACCUUCCCUAGGGGACCUUCUAGCAGCCGCCAACGAGGCCACUUCCACCUCAAGCCGAAGCAGCUACGACUCAUCACCUGCGUCUGCUGGUGGCACUAGAAUUCUCGCCUUCGGCAAUCAACAUCUCGACAUGGUCCUACUUUCUUCCGUCGCACUUUUGGUCGUCACACUGUACUACCUUUUUUUCCGGCGACGGAAAAGCGACGCUAGCGGGUCGAGCGGUAGUGCAGAGUCCUCUGGUAGCGCCGCUCUUUCGUCUUCAUCUCCUUCCUAUCAAAUGGAAUAAAUGUAGUGUCUGGGUCUGGAAGAUUGGCAGAGUUCUUUGACUUUGUCAUGUAGAAUUCAAUUGUACACGACCCGCGAUGCUUGUGAUGUUACAUGCUCUAGCGUCACAGCUCUCACAAAGGCUUUUCCUACAUGAGGAAUGCCUUUUCCUGGUGGCAACAAUCUGACUUGCCUUUUGCUGCUCAUGCGAUGCAGGUUUUUCGCCCAUGACCGAAAAUCAGGACGAGGACAAAUCCCAUUCUACUUUCCAGAUCCAGACAUAUUUGCAAUGCAUACUUCCAACAAACAAGACCGAAAUGCACAUGGCCUCAACAAACGGCCUGCGGUUGUUCCUGCAGAGAAGAAGUAUGGGCAGAAUAGAACAAGUCGAGAAGACAGCACACCCAGCGGAGAAGUGACACCAGUGCAGCCGGACCGUCGGUGUAUCGGCUCAGCACCCGGGCUGACGAAAAUGCAACUCGAAGUACAGCUAGAUCCUCCAGAACUGUAUGAGAGCGCACAACUCCCCCGCCUUCGCAUUCCCCUCAUUUGUAUAUGCAAAAUGAAAAUUAUACCAAGUCCUGCCCUUGCAUGCGUUGCAGCACGAUUAUUUGUGUUUGCAUGACAAUUAAUUUUGAAAAUGAAACCUGAAACAGUACGACCAUCCGGGUGCAGACUUCUCGUCAUGCAAGAGGCCACGACAUAUCUGCCGUUGCUUGUGUUCCUGCUCCACAUGCGUUUGUUCAAACGCGGGCCGCAAGGCGGGAGUUGUGCGUUCUCAUAAGUCGACCGAAAGCACGAACAAGCCGCCAGUGCCAAAACCGGUCCUGAUGCCCGCGAAAACUGAAAAGGACACGAAAGAGACCAUCGUCGUGCGACGAGAGAUAGUGGAAGUUGCAGCUGCAGGUGUAGUUGACUUUUCAUCUCGGCGAAGGCUACAUGAUCAGGAUGAGACGACUUCCUGGCAUGAGCAGAACCUGCAGGCGAGGAGAAAAAUGAUCGAUCCAGAGGAGAUCCAGGAUGCGUGGGUAAGGGCACUGACUGUGGUGAUCUUUCCGCAUUUAAGUACUUUGUUUUCGCCGUCUAGUACUUUAUGCACGUGGCGGCCCUGCUACUUUCUUGAUAGCUCGCAUGACAAAUUUUGCCAAGAGAAAAAGUGGAAUUUGUAAUGCGGAUUCAGGUAGUGGUGGAGAUAAAAACGUAGAUUUGAUGUCAUACAUGAGUGGGAUUGGUUGUACGAGUGCGAUACUGUUGCAUCUAGUACAUACUCUGAACCAUUGUGAAACAGAUGCCCCCAACGCCGAUUCCGGCCAUCAAGCAAAAUUCCGGUGGGCACGAGGCGGCUGCGUUCGCUCUCGACCACGAGGUAUUCAGUGCGAAUAUGACGUCUGGGUCUGGAGGGUUGGAACUUGUAUAUGCAAGCUUUCCAUUGCUAGGAGAAAUGUAUUGUAUUAAACCAACAAAAGACGGCGCAGCCUCUUUUGUCAUGCAAAAACGCAGCUUCGCAAAAACGCAGCUUCUCAUGCGGAGUUCCUAUCAGAAAGCGCUCCGGAAAGUUGUCAUGCUGGGCUGCGUCCGAAACUGUUUCCAUCAUCCACAUUUUCGCAUCGCAAGUUUCCAGACCCACUCUUAUUUGCAAUCCAUACGAAGAGCUCCUUGACGAUGUUCCGGCUUACAAGACGGAGCGCGUCACGGAGGAGGCUGCGGAAAAGAACGUGCUCGGUGCAGCUUUUACUGCCGUAUCGCAAGAAAAAAACCGCUUCGCUGUAGAAAAAAAUUGUGAUGCACAGCAUGAAUGUUGGAACACAGAAGCAUAAGAAUUUGUCUUUCUACACAUCACGCGAUGCUGCAUUGGACAUCUGCCCGCGUUCUCGUCCUUGCUUAAAAGACACGCAUGGCAAGUUUUCUUCGUCACGUGUAAACGAAUUUACGCACAACCAAUGCGUGGACUCGCGGGUGCAGCCGCGCAGUUUAAUAAUGUCUGUGAUGAUAUACAAUCCAAUUCCAAAUCCUAUACAGUAAGAAACUUUUUUCGUGCGACAUGCCGCCCCACCAAUUCAAUCUUCCGCGAGUCGGGUAGCGGCCACGGCGCCAACUACGAGUUCCACCAAAGCGAACUACCGAACCCCAAGUCCAAAGAGCACGAAGAAGAAGGAAAAAAAGCGGUCUGCGGAGGAGAUUCAGAACUAUCGAAGAAAAAACUGUGUUAGUCGUGUAGGUGUCUUCGGAUGACAGCACGACAUUGCUGAUAAAUUUGCUUUGCAUGACAAAGAAAUCCUAUCAUGCAUAGGUAGCUACAGCUAGUACAUGAAAACGCACAUGAGAUAGGUCCUCAUAACUGGUGGCUAGCAUGACAAGUGGUACUGGUUUUGUACAGCCUCGCAUUGAUUUAGUACGGAGUUAGAGUUACACUUACGCAGUUUUUCUCUGCCUGCAUAAGAACGAAAAGGAAUGCAUUCAAUUUUUCUGCAUGUCGCCAGUAACCGAGGGUAGCGAGGACGAGGAGAAGUCUUCGCAGGAGACGAUCUAUGCAUCGCACAUAUAAUGUCUGGGCCGGGAAGGUUGCAAGAGGACUUGUCAUGCAGGUUUUCCAUGACCCAUGGGAUCUGGAAUGCGAGGCCGAACAUGCCGGAUACGGAUUCUGUGAGGUCUAUUCCGUUUCUGUCGUGCCGACCCUGCAUAAGAAACUUUCUUUCAACUUGGUCAAAGUGGACAUGACUUUUGGCAGUCAUGCAACACAGAUUUUUGCAUGGUCCAGACGACGUAGCAUGACAAGUUGGAGGAGCUCUUCCAGGCGAACCAGACACCUUUCCAUUCUAUACGGUCUUUGACUACAUCGUGGAGACCUCAGGCGGCUCGGCGGGGUCGAUGCGACCGAUUCCGGAAGACGGUGGUGGGUCGUUGUUCGGGCACAAGAACAGAGUGGCAGUUGAUGGACAAAGGUGGAAAAUUAAAUAAAAUAGCACUCAUGAUGUUGCGUGUUGAACAAGAAGCUCUCAGUCUACUGUAGUACCGGUAGAGUGCUGGCACUGAGCGACAAACUCAGACUCAUUCUGAUGCUUUUUCCUGCUUUUGAUGAUCGAGCAGCUAUGAAGAGUGUACUACGCGUAGAUAAAGCAUGGCUUAUUUUCAAGCUAUUGUUUGAAAACAAUUCUUCAUGUAGUUCCUCGAUGUCGAUAUUUGUCCUUCGAGAAAAAACAUCAAGACCGCAAAAAAAAAAGGCGCGACCACACUCGCCCACGGAGGGAGGACCAGUCGUCGGUGAUUAGUGGGCAACAGCAGGAGCUACUGCAUCUUCCUUAUGGAGUUCUCUUUAUGUUACAUUGAUACGCGUGACGCAAGAACAGCAAAAGGGAAAGGGAAGAGCUAAGUACGUGCGCGACUAGUACUAACUUGCGUGAGGACGAACUUGAAGUAAUGGAAUUCGAUCUGUGCUACCAAACGCAUCGAGAACUUGCCCCGCGAAGAAGCACAACUAGCUUGAUCGUAUGGAGGAGGCCCAGACUUACCGCAGAUUUUGCAUGACGAUGAACCAUUAUGUGCCAGCUAUCAAUGUAACGUUUGGGACCAGUCCCAUAAGCAUAAUCCACCUGCGCCGCCUGCCUCGGUCGACAGGACCUCCGUCAUCGAAAAUCUACCGCAGAUGAAUGGCCCCUCUACCGACCACCUCCAGCAGUAUGGUGUCAUGAACAACGUGCAGCACAACCUGCAAAACAUCCGCCGUGGCACCGUCGCCGAUCCAACGCGGCAAAGCGCUGUGCUGUCCACCCGGCCAAGAGACAAGCGGAGGAUUACCAUGGCGUGA
Messenger RNA from Amoebophrya sp. A120, 9541 nucleotides. The record is from the annotation of a GenBank genome assembly. Lineage: Eukaryota; Dinophyceae; Syndiniales; Amoebophryaceae.